AAAAGUAGAAAUUUAUGGAAAAUUCUGAAUUACGUGAAGUGUUCACUCCAGAGCCAUUUGAUGAUCCGUAUAGAAUCAUUGUGCAUAUGGGGGAUACAGCCCCUUCUGGCAGGGGGAUGCAGCCCUCAGCAGGGUACCUGCCUGGGGCCAAGCAAACUGUGGGCAGGCUAUGAGCCCCACAAGACCCCUACCCCACAGCAUACCACAGGGCAUAACCUGUCCCCUUCAAGGUGGUGCCCUGCUCAAAUCCAGGCUACCGAUUGCUAAGCACCCACACACUGGUUGAUAGGCUGGGGUCAUGAGCAUAGGAGCUUUUGAUACCAGUAAAGAACUUCUGAUACCAGGAAAAGCUAAGUGCUUUGUUUUUUGGUGCUCCAAACGUAUAGUGGAGAGUGUAGUUUUUGAGUCAUCCUGCUCAGGUUUUAAUCCCAGCUUUGCUGCUCACUGACUAAAUGUCCUUGGUCAAAUUACACAGCCUCUCCAAGUCUCAGUUUUCUAAUUUUCAAAAUAAGGUUGCUGUGAGGCUUCAUCAGGACAGUGUAUAUGGAGUGUGCAGAGCACUGCUGGGUACAGGGAUGUGCUUGUGCGGUGUUGGGGGCAUAGCACGCGGCUGGCAUAUUUAGGUGAGCUUCCUCCUGUCCCAUGAAUGAGUGGGGGAUGCUGACACACGUGUGGUGGAAUGUCAAUGUCACUUUAAAGCAGCUCUCAGGGAGGCUGCCCAGAGGGGCUCCAACACCCACAGGAGACACAGUGACCUGAUUCUUCAAAGGGUAGUUAGAAGUCGUGGGCCAGCUUGUGUGUACAACAUACCUGGGUAACUUUCAGCAGGGUGCCACACACCCACCUACCCAGAUCCCGUUCCCGAAACGGAUUCAGUAUCAGCAGUAUCACCUGGCUCCUAUUCUUUUUGAGACUCCACAGGUGAGUCCAAUGUAGAGUUCUGCAGAGAACCACCAUUGUAAGCUCACAUUAUGAUGCCUCUUCCGUCUUACUGCUGGUUUUCUGAUGGGCAAAGGGGGCUUGUGUAUGCCUUUGGGGGUGGGUCACCAAUCAUUGUACCAGGAAACACAAGCAUCCACAGUUACAGGACCCAGAAGCAGGCCACAGACCCAGCUGUGCUUCACUUAGCCCAGACCCUACUCCUGAUCAGCAUUUCAUGAGAGGGGGCUGAUUGAGGGAAAUGACCUUGGAAGGAACUGAAAGUGGUUACAGAAAGCAGACAUCCCUGGGGUGCUUGCAGGGAGCACAGAUGACAGUCAUGUCCCUUUCCAGGGACCUCAAGGACAACUUACACAGCGACACAGUGCUCUCCAUCUUAAACGAGCAGCGCAUUCGGGGCAUUUUGUGUGAUGUCACUAUCAUUGUGGAAGACACCAAGUUUAAAGCCCACAGCAAUGUCCUGGCUGCUUCAAGCCUUUAUUUCAAAAACAUCUUUUGGAGCCAUACCAUCUGUAUUUCUAGCCACGUCCUGGAGCUGGAUGAUCUCAAAGCUGAAGUGUUUACAGAAAUUCUCAAUUAUAUCUACAGCUCCACAGUCGUCGUCAAGAGACAGGAAACUGUCACUGAUCUCGCAGCUGCUGGGAAAAAGCUGGGAAUAUCCUUCUUGGAAGAUCUUACUGAUCGCAACUUCUCCAAUUCCCCGGGUCCCUAUGUAUUCUGCAUUACCGAGAAGGGAGUGGUUAAGGAAGAAAAAAAUGAAAAAAGGCAUGAAGAACCAGCCAUCACUAACGGGCCAAGGAUCACAAAUGCAUUUUCCAUCAUCGAAACAGAAAACAGUAAUAACAUGUUCUCCCCACUGGACUUGAGAGCAAGUUUCAAAAAGGUCUCCGACUCCAUGAGGAACACCAGCCUCUGCCUGGAGAGGACUGACGUCUGCCACGAGGUGGAGCCCGUGCGCACCCUCGCCGAGCACUCCUACGCCGUGUCUGCCGUGUCUUCCGUGGCUGAGGCUUACAGAAGUCAGCCUGCCCGGGAACAGGACAGCAGCUCACCUGCGAAAACAGGGAAGGAGAACUCGGAAGCUGUUGCAGCAAAACCGAAAACAUGCCGAAAGCCAAAGACACUCUCCGUACCCCAGGAAUCAGAUUCCGCUCCAGAAAAUAUACCACCCCCUCCAGCAAGCAACUUGGAGGUGCGUCAAGAAGAAAGUCCGCAGCCAGCUGCAGUUCUUUCCCUUUCAAAAUCUCCCAGCCACAACGAAGGAGAGGUCCAAUUUCCCAGGGCGGAGGGAAAUAAAUCCUCUGAUGUCCCUGGGCCGCCAGCCGCCGAGGUGCCGCCUCUCGUUUACAACUGCAGCUGUUGUUCCAAAUCUUUCGAGAGCAGCACUUUGCUCAGCGCCCACAUGCAGCUUCACAAGCCGACCCAGGAGCCCUUGGUGUGCAAGCACUGCGACAAGCAGUUCAGCACCCUCAACAGGCUGGAUCGGCACGAGCAGAUCUGCAUGAGGUCCAGCCACAUGCCCGUUCCUGGAGGGAAUCAGCGCUUCUUAGAAAACUAUCCCACCAUCGGGCAGAAUGGAAGUUCAUUCACAGGUCCAGAACCUUUAUUAGCUGAGAAUAGGAUUGGUGACUUUUCCAGUCCCGGGAGUACGCUGCCAGAAACAGAACACAUGGUUAAAUUUGUUAAUGGGCAAAUGCUCUACAGCUGCGUGGUGUGCAAACGCAGUUAUGUGACUUUAUCCAGCCUCCGAAGACAUGCAAAUGUUCACUCCUGGAGGAGAACAUAUCCUUGCCAUUAUUGCAACAAAGUGUUUGCCUUGGCUGAGUACAGGACAAGACACGAGAUUUGGCACACAGGGGAAAGGCGGUAUCAGUGCAUUUUCUGCCUGGAGACAUUCAUGACCUACUAUAUACUCAAAAACCACCAGAAGUCUUUCCAUGCCAUCGACCAUAGACUUUCCAUCAGUAAAAAAACAGCAAAUGGAGGCUUGAAGCCUAGUGUCUAUCCAUAUAAACUUUACAGGCUCCUGCCCAUGAAAUGCAAGAGGGCUCCUUACAAGAGCUACCGACAUUCUUCCUAUGAAAAUGCUCGAGAAAACAGUCAGCUGAAUGAGCCUGCACCUGGUCCCUAUGUUAUUCAGAAUCCACACAGCUCUGAAUUACCUACUCUGAAUUUCCAGGACAGUGUAAACACCUUGACCGACAGUCCAGCCAUCCCAUUGGAAACACCAGCACGUCAGGAUGUGCCCACUUCGGCCAGUAUACAAAACGCAGAGGGUACCAAAUGGGGUGAGAGAGGAGAGUUAAAAGUGGAUCUGGACAAUAACUUUUAUUCCACAGAGGUGUCGGUUUCUUCCGCUGAAAACGCUGUCAGUUCGGACCCCCGAGCAGGGGAUGUGCCGGUUUUGGCUGUGAGUAACAGCAGUGAGAACUCCACCUCUGUGAUCAGCUACAGCGGCUCAGCCCCCUCGGUCAUCGUGCACAGCAGCCAGUUUUCAUCGGUGAUAAUGCACAGCAAUGCCAUUGCUGCCAUGACCAGCCGCAACCCCAGAGGAGCUCCUUCAGACCAGACUGUCAGUCAGACCCCAAAAGAGGACGGCAAGCCCGCCGAGCCAGACAAAGUUGGGAGGGCCAUCAGCAGACCCAAGAGCAUGAAGGAGAAAAGGAAAGCCGGCCCGUGUAGCAGGGGAGAAGUACCAGAGGAAUCCAAAUUCACUGCUGAUCCUGGAGGCUCACUGGGCAAAACUACAAAUGCCAUUAAAGAAACGAGUAAAAUUGAAACCUACAUCGCAAAGCCCGCUCUCCCAGGAACCUCCACAAACAGCAACGUUGCACCCCUUUGUCAAAUAACGGUAAAAAUCGGGAAUGAAGCCAUUGUGAAGAGGCACAUCCUCGGCUCUAAACUGUUCUAUAAGAGAGGGCGGAGACCCAAGUAUCAAACGCAGGAGGAGACGCUGCCCCAGGAGAGCGACCAGGAAGCCAACGGAGACAACCCUCUUGGGCUCUGCCAGUCCGAGUGCAUGGAGAUGAACGAGAUAUUUGAUGAUGCCAGUGACCAGGAUUCCACGGACAAACCGUGGCGCCCGUACUACAACUACAAACCCAAGAAGAAAUCCAGACAGUUGAGAAAAAUGAGGAAGGCCAACUGGAGGAAGGAGCAUGAAAACAGAAGCCCGAGCAGUAAGUGUAGAUACCCAGCCGACCUGGACUGUGCGGUGGUCAAGGCUCCACAGGAGAAGGCCUUCGAGGAAGAGGAAAACAAAGAGAUGCCUAAGCUGCAGUGUGAACUCUGCGACGAUGGAGACAAAGCCUCAGGGGCCGGGAGCCAAGGGAGGCCCCACCGGCAUCUCACGGCCCGGCCUUACGCAUGCGAGCUCUGCGCCAAGCAGUUUCAGAGCCCCUCCACCCUCAAAAUGCACAUGCGGUGCCACACGGGAGAGAAGCCAUACCAGUGCAAGACCUGCGGCCGGUGCUUCUCCGUGCACGGCAACCUCCAGAAGCAUGAGCGCAUCCACCUGGGCGUGAAGGAGUUCGUCUGUCAGUACUGCAACAAGGCCUUCACUUUGAACGAGACCCUCAAAAUCCACGAAAGGAUCCACACGGGAGAAAAACGAUACCACUGUCAGUUCUGCUUUCAGAGUUUUUUGUAUCUGUCCACGAAAAGGAAUCACGAGCAGAGGCAUAUCAGGGAGCAUAACGGGAAGGGCUAUGCCUGCUUCCAGUGCCCCAAAAUUUGCAAAACAGCUGCUGCCCUGGGAAUGCACCAGAAGAAACACUUGUUCAAAAGCCCCAGUCAGCAGGAGAAAGCGGAAGGUGACACGGGCCAUGAAAACUCCAAUCCCCUGGAGAAUCCACAUUUCAUUGAUUCGGAAGGUACUGACCAAAAGGAUAAUGUACAAACCGUUGUUGAUAAUGUCCUUUGAAUGGAGAUCCUUAGGGAAAAAAACCUUUGAGAAUACAAGUUGGUGGGGUUUUUUUUUUUUUUUUUUUUUUUUUUAGUUAGCUGUUUCUUUUGUUUCUGUUUAGUUUUGUUCACUUAACAAUUAUGAAGGAGUGAAAUGUAACAAAGAAAAUCUCAUUUGUUCAAAUUCCAGAAGAAGGAUCCUAAUAUCCUCUCUGGGUUUUAGCAUUAACUUCAUGCAAAGUACACAAAAACAAAAUAGCCGAAUCUUCAAGUAUCCCAAGUGUCUUGUGAAAGUUUAUGAAGUUCUAAGUUGUGAUAUUUUUGCCAGUGGGAGAAAAAAAGAGUUUAAUUUUAGUGUAAUUUAAAACUUUCUGGUGAGUGCUCAGAGGAGCUGGCUGCUGAACUGUCUUUAGUAACUGGAGAUAUAAGGGUCAGAUAUCAUGAAAAUGUCACCUUCAUAAAUAUGUUAAAAGGUAAAUGAGCUAUGACAGUCAUUAUUCUCAUCCAGCUUCUGCACUAUUAAAAAUUGUUUAAAUUAAUGGGUACAUAUGAAA
Messenger RNA from Bubalus bubalis (water buffalo), 5396 nucleotides. It is a transcript of the gene ZBTB38, whose product is annotated as zinc finger and BTB domain containing 38. Gene Ontology annotation, biological process: regulation of cytokine production; regulation of immune system process; negative regulation of transcription by RNA polymerase II. Gene Ontology annotation, molecular function: protein binding. Lineage: Eukaryota; Metazoa; Chordata; Mammalia; Artiodactyla; Bovidae. The transcript is spliced from 2 exons. The coding region runs from base 1181 to 4861 and encodes 1226 amino acids. The record is from RefSeq and is a predicted model, not a curated record.